AUGUCAGGCGAAGGGUACCACAAUCUGGUGAAAGAAGUCCAUCGAAUCUAUGCCUACAUGACCGAAGGUUUUGACACGGCCUCGUUCAUUGGCCAGGCAAACGUCCGAGACAACUUCAACGCUAGUCCCGAAGAAGCAAGACUUUACAACAAAGACUUCUACCUGAGCGCCCGUGGAUUUGACGAAGCCCAUAGCACGGCAACGGAUACUCUAGACCGAGCCUACUUGUAUGCCUCUGAGGGCGAUGACUAUCUGUCGCUGGUCGAUGAUGAGAUUGAACUCAGGGGAGACAACUUUACCCUGCACACAUCGAACUAUAACUAUGCUCGCGUUUCUGCCAACCAAGGUGGGUUAGACGAGGCACACCUGCGAGGGACGAAUUUAAAUGACUAUUUGCGAAGUCGACCUACUGAGGCAACUUUCGAUUACGGUAAGCGUCGAUUGAUUGCUGGUGGAUUCGAGCGAAUCGUCGCUGUUGCAAGCACGGGCAACGACACAGCUGACUUUUAUGAUUCGCACUACACAGACGUCUUUAGUGCUGAUUCCGAGCGAGCCUCGAUUAAGAAUGCAAUCAAUGAAACGACAGCCAUUGGAUUCAAGCAAGUCAACGCUUACAUGGAAGCCGGGGGCGACGAUUCUGCAACCAUUGGUGGCAGUAAGGCUGCUGAUCGUUUUCAGGUCUCGCCUACCGAUUGGACGAUGCAAGGAAAUGGAAGCUUCCUGUUCGGCUCUGGCUUCACCAACGUCACUUGCCAUGGAGAGUCACACGACAAGAUCUAUCUUUAUGACUCGUCUGGAAACGACAAGCUGGAGAUCCGAGAAGAUCGCGUCACCAUGAGCGGUCAACGUUUCUCGAACACGGCGAUCGGUUUCGGCAAGGUCAAUAGCGAGGCGACCAUUUUCGGACGAGGUUUCAGCUACAACGCGACUGGCUUCGACGGAAUUGAUGCCUACUAUUCGACGCUCGAUGGCAAAGACAAUGUCGAUCUGGAUGGCAACAUAGAAUAUGACCUGCUGGCAACAGACCUGGCCGAAGCUCGCUAUCAGUUGAGCUUGGCAUUGACUUCCGAUUCCGAUCGCAUCACGCAGAAGUCACGUGUGAAAAAGCUACUGUGA
Messenger RNA from Symbiodinium sp. CCMP2456, 1116 nucleotides. The record is from the annotation of a GenBank genome assembly. Lineage: Eukaryota; Dinophyceae; Suessiales; Symbiodiniaceae.